AUAGCUAAUAAUUUGCUGCUCGUGACUCUUUUUGCGUUGUUUCAAAAAUUAGUAACAAGGAGUAUCGCUCCGAUGGACCACAAAAAUAGACCUGGAAACUGCUUGAAACAAGCUAAGGAUUGUGCUGAGCUGUACAAAUGCGGAGAAAGAAUCAGCGGCGUUUACUCAAUAGACCCUGAUGGUUCAGGUCCCUUUAAAGUGUAUUGUGACCAGACAACAGCAGGUGGGGGAUGGACGGUGUUUCAGAGGAGACUGGAUGGUUGCUUGGAUUUUAACCGCGAUUGGGCUGACUACAAGCAUGGCUUCGGUAAUUUUCUUAUUGGUGAAUAUUGGCUCGGACUGGACAAGAUUUAUCGUCUGACGCAAAAUGAGACGGAAAACAGACUUCGAGUAGAUCUGGGAAGAGUUAAGAACAAAGCGGUCUACGCUGAAUAUUUGUGGUUCAAGAUCGGAGAGGAGAAAGCCAUGUACCAGCUAAACCUUGGAAAUAUUGCAAAUGCGACUGUCCAUGACUCUCUUGAGUAUCAUAAUGGCUCGUCGUUUGGUACCCGGGAUAAAGUUAAUGAACACUGUGUCCAUAAUAUAUCGGGAGGCUGGUGGUACGUCAAUAGUACUGAGUGUGCUGUGUGGUCAAAUCUCAAUGGUGCUCAUCAGCAUUGUGGAAAGGAAAACAAGACCACUGCCAGGGUCUGGGCCAAGAAAAAGAUCCAUUGGGGUAAUUUAGCUGUUACUGCAAGAGAAAGCGCUCCAAUGACAUCUGAAAUGAAAAUUAAGCCUGUGGACUUUCCUUAACUAUUUCCUUCAUACAUGUAUUGAUCCACUUAUAUCUAGUCGAUUACUUCAUGAACAAAAUGCGAUCA
Messenger RNA from Pocillopora verrucosa, 860 nucleotides. Its product is annotated as angiopoietin-related protein 7. The record is from RefSeq and is a predicted model, not a curated record. Lineage: Eukaryota; Metazoa; Cnidaria; Anthozoa; Scleractinia; Pocilloporidae.